UCCAAGUCGUGAUCUGGAGGGGUUAAAGGAAACUCCCAGUUUUGUGAUAAUUAAUAUUCCAUAUUUAAUUGAAUUUAUAAAUAUUCGCUUUAAUAGGCAAAUGAGUUUAGGACUCCUUUUGUCUGCAGCCGCCUGCUGGCACACAUGAUCCCUGCUUUAUUAGAAAGGAACAAGGUUGGUGAGGGGUUGGAGGGAGAGUGUUCAUCUGUGCUCAGGUUCCAUUCUGGAGGAACUGGGAUCCGCCUGAAGAUGAGACAGCAAUGUGAGUUUGAGCGCCGUGCCUCGUGAGGAGAGAGAAGAAGGGAGGGGGCAAAAAAAUAAAGCUGGGACCUAAAAGGAAAGUCCCCUUAUUUUUGCUUUAUUGUAUCUAUACUGCGGAGUGAGGUGAGCAACCUGUUGUAUUAGAUCGGCUGACUAGAUAAAGAUACAGCCAGAGAGAGAGACAUUCACACAGGACAGGCGGAAGGGGCGGAUGGACGGACCGAGUGAAAAGAAAGCUUUCCCUUUCUGGUGAAGGAGAUCGAGGAUGGCAACCCUGGGCACGGAGAGUUUCAGGAGCGGCACUCCAACCCAGACACCAGAUGGGAACGUGGUGAUGAACUUCAGCUUUGAUGGAUAUCCACUGGAAGAGGACGAGAUUCAGAUCAAGGAAAGGCAGAGGCAGAGGCAAGGCAGUGGGAUGUCCAUAGUCAAUGAACCAGAUGUUGAAUCACAGCCCAGGGAUGGCUAUCAUGGCAUCUACUUUGCAAUGCUUCUGGCUGGAGUUGGAUUCCUACUGCCUUACAACAGCUUCAUCACAGAUGUAGAUUAUCUACACCAAAAAUAUCCAGGAACAUCCAUUGUGUUUGACAUGAGUCUCACCUACAUUCUUGUUGCUCUGAUUGCUGUGAUUUUAAACAAUGCACUGGUGGAACUACUCAGCUUACAUACCCGCAUUACUGUUGGUUACCUGUUUGCUUUGGGUCCUCUUAUGUUUGUGAGCAUCUUCGAUGUUUGGCUGGAGCUGUUCACAGUACAUCAGGCAUAUGGCAUCAACCUGGCAGCAGUGGGGGUUGUGGCUUUUGGCUGCACAGUGCAGCAAUCGAGUUUCUAUGGUUACACAGGGAUGCUGCCCAAACGAUACACACAAGGGGUGAUGACUGGUGAAAGCACUGCUGGUGUCAUCAUUUCUCUCAGCAGAAUUUUUACCAAACUCCUGCUUCCAGAUGAAAGGAAAAACACCAUUAUCUUCUUCUUCAUUUCAAUCGGAAUAGAGAUGAUGUGUUUCAUCUUGCAUUUGCUGGUGAAAAGAACAAAGUUUGUGCGUUAUUACACUGCUCAUAGUAGCAAGGGUCAUGAACGUCUAAAGGGCAAAGGUCAUGUGGAUCAGGGCCCUGGUUACCGGGUCCACCAUAAUGUCAAUACAGAGGAAGUAAGAUUUGAAAAUGGUACAAUGGAGAGUCCACAGUCGGAUGGGGCAGAGCAAGAUGUUCCAGUGACUGCAGCCUACAUGAGGUUUGAUGCACCAAGGUCAAAGCUGAGGAGAAACUGGCCAAGUUUCAGAGAUAUCAUUCUACACCGGUAUAUUGUGGCAGGUGUUAUUUGGCCUUACAUGCUUUCCAUCGCUCUAACAUAUUUCAUCACCCUCUGCCUCUUUCCUGGACUGGAGUCUGAAAUUCGUAACUGCACACUAGGAGAAUGGCUGCCCAUUCUCAUCAUGGCCAUCUUUAACCUCUCUGAUUUUGUGGGAAAGAUUCUUGCAGCUUUACCUUAUGACUGGAAAGGACUUCACCUCCUUGCCUGUUCCUGCACCCGAGUUAUAUUCAUCCCACUCUUUCUGCUGUGCGUGCUCCCAAGUGACCGGCCUGUUUUCAGUCACCCAGCCUGGCCGUGUGUUUUUUCUUUGCUAAUGGGAAUUUCAAAUGGCUAUUUUGGUAGUGUGCCCAUGAUCUUGGCAGCUGGCAAAGUCAGCCCAGAGCAGAGAGAGCUGGCAGGUAACACCAUGACUGUGUCCUACAUGUCUGGACUAACUCUAGGAUCUGCAGUGGCCUACGUCACAUUCAGCUUGACCAGUAUGUCUCACACUUCAUGUAUUCACACUGAAACAAUCAACGGUUCUUUCACCACAGGACUCUAAACAAAGGCUCUCUUCACAAUCUCACUAGGGGGUAAAUGAAGAAAUACUAAGGGGUAUUUAAAUCAUCCUUCAGAAACAUUGCUUGUUGCGUGCCAUCUCAGAUACAUAGACUACUUUCCCCAAUCUGUCUGGAACUUCGUUUCGGCUGUGCCUGUCCUAUAGGAUUAGAUGGGAUCUUCAGAAUGGAUAAGAAAAGAGUUUGAAGAUGCCUCAGGAAGAAAUGUCACUCAUUGAGAUCAUGGAUAGGCUUUUCUCUUGACUUUACUUAAAACGUUAGAGUCCUAAAACUUUAUCUAAGAGUGCCUGGUCAUUACCAUUUUUUGUUUGUCUGUAAGCAUCAACCAUUUCACAGUAUGUAUGUCCACUUACAGAAGGACUUCUUUCUUCUUGGUAACUGAAUGUGGCUUUUGUGACUAGCUUGGAAGAAGUGAGAGAGGAAGUUGUAAUUCUCUGAGGUAAUAUUCAGUAGUAUUUUUCACAAGAGGUUAAUUGGCUUAUCAUGUUUUGUUGAUGACUGCUUUAUAGUAUAUUUGCACCACAUUUCUUAAAAAAAACACCAAAAAUUAUGCUCUGUACAUUCAUCAGAAUGUACUUGCAUAUGGCUUUAAUCUUGUCCUGUAUUUUGUUCUAUAAUAAUUCAGUGGAGACUGUCAAUCGUGAACAUAAACAUAGUGAGACUCUUUAGAGUGAAAAAAAAAUUCAUUUAUAGUGUAGCUAAACACUUCAGCACUCUAGUCUGGUAACAGUAAGUAUAAGAGUCCUGAUGUUUCAGUAUCCAAUGAAUGAUGGGGUAUGCCCCCAUAUCAAACUGGAAGGAUGCUUGUCAUUCUUUCUGAGCCCAAUAAAUGUACUUUUUUAAAGACCUUCUCUGCAAUUUAUCUUCAAGGAGUUCUGUCCCAGGUUAGUAAGCUUUGAAGUCUACAAUGUCACAUUAGCGUCCUACCUUCUUUAAUUGAAAGUAAAUAAACACAUGAAAGAUAAAGUAGAUUAUGCUGACAGAAAGAUGAACUAAGGUCACAGCAGUUAGUGACACUGCCUUACAACUCCAGUAAUCCAGGUUCAAUCCUGACCACGGGUGCUGUCUGUGUGGAGUUUGCACAUUCUCACUGUGACCACAGGGGUUUCCCUUGGGUGAUUUGGUUUUCUCUCACAUCCCAAAGACAGGUUAGUAGGUUAAUUGAUCACUGUAAAUUACCUCUUAGUGUAGGUAAGUGGCAAAAAGAAUCAAAGGGAAGUUGAUGGGCAUGUGAGUGGGAGCAAGGUGCAGGAUUACUGGGAAAUAAGAAGGGACUGGGAUGGGACUGAUGGGAUUACUCUGCUAGGAGCCUAUAUACGGACCUGAUGGACUAAAUGGACUCUUUCUGUGUCUUAAUGAGUAAGAACAAGAGUGGGGGGCGGGGGUGGCUUGAAUAUAAAAAAAGUACUGCAGAUGUUGGAAAUCUGAAAUAAAAAACAGAAAAUGCUGAAAACAACAGGUCAGACAACAUCUGUGGAAAGAGAGACAGAAUUAAUGUUUCAGGUCUGAGACCUGACAUAAGAACUCAAUGAGAAGGGGCAUAUCUGGAGCAUUAACACCAGCAGGGAUUUGAUGGGCCAAAUGGUCUCUUUCUGUGCUGCACAUUUUAAUUCUGAAAGUUUGUUCAGGGGAGCUCUUUGAUCCUUAAGGUUUAUGACCGGAUGAGGUUAAAGUGGAUUGAUGAGGAGGAUUGGAGGGUGGCGAAUGUUGUCCCCUUAUUCAAAAAGGAUAGUCCAGGGAAUUACAGACCGGUGAGCCUUACAUCUGUGGUCGAUAAGCUGUUAGAAAGGAUUCUAAGAGAUAGGAUCUAUGAGCAUUUGGAGAAACAUGGACUGAUUAGGGACAGCCAGCACGGCUUUGUGAAGGGAAGAUCUUGCCUCACAAGCCUGAUAGAGUUCUUUGAGGAGGUGACCAGGAAGAUUGAUGAGGGUAGUUCAGUGGAUAUGGUCGACGUGGAUUUUAGUAAGGUGUUUGACAAGGUUCCGCAUGGUAGGCUUCUUCAGAAUGUCAGAGGCCAAGGGAUCCGGGGAAGCUUGGCCAUGUGGAUUCAAAAUUGGCUUGCCUGUAGAAAGCAGAUGGUUGUGGUGGAGGGAGUGCAUUCAGAUUGGAGGGCUGUGACUAGUGGUGUCCCGCAGGGAUCGGUUCUGGGACCUCUACUUUUUGUGAUAUUUAUUAACGACUUAGAUGAGGGGUUGGAAGGCUGGGUUAGCAAGUUUGCAGGUGACACAAAGAUUGGUGGUGUUGUGGAUAGUGUGGAGGGCUGUAGAAGCUCGCAGAGGGAUAUUGAUAGGAUGCAGAGCUGGGCUGACAAGUGGCAGAUGGAGUUCAAUCCAGAGAAGUGUGAGGUGGUACACUUUGGAAGGACAAACUCCAAGGCGGAGUACAAGGUAAAUGGCAGGAUUCUGGGCAGUGUAGAGGAGCAGAGGGACCUGGGGGUUCAUAUCCACAGAUCACUGAAAGUUUUCUCGCAGGUGGAUAGGGUAGUUAAGAAAGCUUACGGGAUGUUAGUUUUCAUAAGUCGGGGGAUCAAGUUUAAGAGCUGCGAAGUGAUGAUGCAGCUUUACAAAACUCUGGUUAGGCCACACUUACAGUACUGUGUCCAGUUCUGGUCGCCUCAUCAUAGGAAGGAUGUGGAGGCAUUGGAAAGGGUGCAGAGGAGAUUUACCAGGAUGCUGCCUGGAUUAGAGAGUAUGGAUUAUGAGGAGAGACUAAAGGAGCUAGGGCUGUUCUCAUUGGAGAGAAGGAGGAUGUGGGGAGACAUGAUAGAGGUAUACAAGAUAUUUAGAGGAAUAGAUAGAGUGGACAGCCAGUGCCUCUUUCCCAGGGUGCCAAUGCUCAAAACAAGAGGACAUGGCUUUAAGGUAUUGGGUGGGAAGUUCAAGGGUGAUGUCAGAGGGAGGAUUUUCACCCAGAGAGUGGUCGGUGCAUGGAAUGCGCUGCCUGGGGUGGUGGUGGAGGCUGAUACAUUGGACAAGUUCAAGAGAUUGUUAGAUAAGCAUAUGGAGGAAUUUAAGUUAGAGGGAUAUGUGGGAGGAAGGGGUUAGAUAGUCUUAGGAGUGGUUUGAAGGGCGGCACAACAUGGUGGGCCGAAGGGCCUGUAUUGUGCCGUAUUGUUCUAUGGUUCUAAGUUUGCCACUAGAUACAACAUUUUAUGAAAUAUAUAAUUAAGAUCUUUUUAAGUGUCAGCUAAAAACCUGUUACAGUAUAAUCAUUCCUUUCAAAGGUAGAUGUGAACAGCUCGCCUGUAAUAAUUUUUAGGAGUAAUGAAAUGCAAAGGUUUCCCAGUCUCUGAACGUGAUGCUGUGAAAAUAGAACUAAACCUAAAGUAGCUUGACCAGCAAUUCUUAUUUACUUAUUGCUAAUGACUCUCAAACAAAACUGAAAAUCUUGAGUCAAGCUAGAAGCUGAACCUUCUGACAAUUCAGUCUAAUAGUCACCCCCUUUCUGGAAUACUCAAUGGAAUAAAGAAACAAAAAUGGGUCUUUUAGCCCCUCAAGCCUGAUCUUCAUUUACUUCUUAAACCUCAAAGCUGGAAGAUAUGUACAAUAAGGCUGAAGUCCAUGCAAAGUUGAAUAUGAUAAUCUAAACUAGCAUACUGCUGUUAGACCCCAAACAGUUUUCCAAGAGUGGAGAUUUACUUCACCCCAUGAAGACUCGUGCAUCAUCUGAUUUAACUGAGCAUCUCCUAGAUAGCAUCCUGGGGUUGUAUUUAAUAAUAAAAAAAAUUGUAGCAAGAUGAGUUGGGAUCAUCAGUAGGCAGAACAACACCUCUGAACAAAUGUUUAGCAAGUUGGCUGAAAUAAAUCAGUGAGACAGAUUUUGUCCCUCAGAUUCUGCUGCAUCGCCUGAGAGGGACCUGCCACAUCUACUGUUGCCUUGUGUGGAGAGACCUUGGUAAAAUCUUUGGUUGCAAGUUUAAGUGGGUAUUAGAGUAUCGGCCUCCCAUUGUCCUCCCUCCCUUACAUUUAACUCCAUUAACUUCAAUGGUGCCAAUGACAAAGACAAAUUUGUAGCCCCUUUAAAUUGUAAGUACAUGGGUUACAUUACUAUUCUGUGUCAAAUCUUCUUGUGUGUAAUCUUGCUUUGUGCCUUGAAAAAUAUUCCAGUUUUAAAAGUAACAGGCAUAAAAUACAGUGCCAGAAUUGUACUACUGCCUGGAAUUGGAGUGCCGUUUAACAUAAUAGUGUUGAUAUGGAUUUCAAAUUUUCAUAUAUGGUGAAUGUUCCCACACAGACUCAUGGAGAAAAAUGGUAUAGAUGCACUUAAGGGGUAGUUAGGUAUGUUACGUGAGGAAAAUGUGAAUGUAAGAUUAUACAUAGGGUAAACAUAAGAACAUAAGAAAUAGGAGCAGGAGUAGGCCGUCUGGCCCAUUGAGCCUGCUCUGCCAUUCAAUAAGAUCAUGGCUGAUCUGGCCGUGGACUCAGAUCCACCUACCUGCCUUUUCCCCAUAACCCUUAAUUCCCCUACUAUGCAAAAAUCUAUCUAACUGUAUUUUAAAUAUAUUUAAUGAGGUAGCCUCUGCUGCUUACCUGGGCAGAGAAUUCCACAGAUUCACUGCUCUCUGGGAAAAGCAAUUUCUCCUCAUCUCCAUCCUAAAUCUAUUCCCUCAAAUCUUGAGGCUAUGUCCCCUAGUUCUAGUCUCAUCUACCAGUGGAAACAACCUUCCUGCCUCUACCUUAUCUAUCCCUUUCAUAAUUUUAUAUGUUUCUAUCAGAUCCCCUCUCAUUCUUCUGAAUUCCACCAAGUAUAGUCCCAGGCAACUCAGUCUCUCCUCAUAGCUCAACCCCCUCAUCUCCAGAAUCAAUCUGGUGAAUCUCCUCUGCAGCGCCUCCAAAGCCAGUAUAUCUUUCCUCAAGUAAGGAGACCAGAACUGCACGCAGUACUCCAGGUGCGGCCUCACCAGUACCCUGUACAGUUGCAGCAUAACCUCCCUGCUCUUAAGUUCAAUCCCUCUAGUGAUGAAGGCCAGCAUUCCAUUUGCCUUCUUGAUAACCUGUUGCACCUGCAAACCAACCUUUGCAAUUAAUGCACAAGCACUCCCAAGUCCCUCUGCAUAACAGCAUGCUGCACUCUUUCACCAUUUAAAUGAUAAUCUGAUCUUCUAUUUUUCCUUACAAAGUGGAUGACCUUGCACUUACCAACAUUGUACACCAUCUGCCAGACCCUUGCCCACUCACUUAACCUCUUUAUAUAUCUCUCUGCAGACUCUCUGCAUCUUCUGCACAAUCUGCUUUUCCACUCAAUUUAGUGUCAUCAGCAAACUUAGAUACACUACACUCGGUCCCCUCUUCCAAAUCGUUAAUGCAUAUUGUGAACAUUCACGGGGCCAACACCGACCCCUGUGGCACCCCGCUCACCACUGAUUGCCAACCAGAGAAACACCCAUUUAUCCCAAGUCUCUGCCUUCUAUUGGUUAACCAAUCCUCUAUCCAUGCUAAUACAUUACUCCCAACUCCAUGCAUCCUUAUCUUAUGGAUAAGUUUUUAAUGUGGCACCUUAUCGUAUGCCUUCUGGCAAUCCAAGCACACAACAUCCACCUAUUCCCCUCUAUCCACUGCGCUCAUUAUAUCCUCAAAUGAAGAAAGGCUCUUGCAGAGCAUAAACACCAGCAUAGACCGCUUGUGCCAAAUGGCCUUUUUCUGUGCUGUAAGUAGUUUGUAAGCUAAUAGUAUGUGUGAAAUCUAGCAACACUGUGUUAUUGAUCUUAGUUUCAGCUAAGUAUUCACCAAAUCUAAUCAUCUAGUUCCACUGUGAGCAAAAGAAGCCAUUCACUUGUGACUGGAGUUUGAAAUCUAAGUGCUUGCCCUGCACUGAGCAUGCAGUCGUCACAACAGCAAAGCCACUGUAACAUUGAAGGGAACAGGGAGGCCAUAUACAGGCAGGGUCUGGAUGUUAAUUUUUUGUGGAGAUGAUGCCAAACUGAUUACUGCAAAAUGCUUAUAUCCACAAAGAGGAAAAUAUUAGAUAAUCUUUUAUUGGUAUUAUCAUGUAUAUUUAUUUGGCAUUUGAAAAAUUUAGUAGCAGUAUUCCAGCUGAUCCUACCACUGAGAUAAUUCAAGUUAUGUUUUAUUAGUCAAUAGUAGUGACUGUGUCUGAUUGCUGCUGUCUUUAGAAAUAAAGUGUGCCUUGUACUGUAUUAUGAAGUAUAAACAGAAAAGGGAGUUUAUAGGAGAUGGUUGUUGAAGAUUAUGCGGCUUUGGUACUGAGUAGAUAUUAGGUAGCAUAGAACUGGCUACUCAUUACACACCCCAGUCAAUAAAAUGCAGUAAAUUGCUCCCAUUUUGCCCAUUGCAGGUCUCAGAUUACCAUGUCCCUGGCAGCUCUUUUGUUGAUGCUUCCCAAGCUUUCAAUCCUUUGUCUUUCACACCUUGUCUCCACACUGGCGCAGUGAUGUAGCACACAUUCCUUUACUCACUUCAGCAAGCCACUGCUGCUUGAUAUGGCCAUACUGCACGACUUCAGUCUGUUCUUUUCACUCCUUUCUGUGCCCUGCUUCCAUAAAGCAUCUGCUUCUGCAAAUGUAGCUGACCAAUACUAACAACAUAUCCAGCUCAAGAGAGCUGAGCAUCAUAGCUCUAUAUUGCUAUUGUCACCACCCUCCAAUGUUUUGGUAUCAUUGAUCUUGACCUCCCACUUAAAAUUAAGUAAGAUGCAAAGGUGGCAUUGGAGUCUUUCCAGUGGUUAAAUAUCCAUGUUGCACUUACAAAGGUCAGUCAACCUUCAGUUUGGUGGCAACCCUGAUAACCACUUUGAUGAACCACUUUGACCAAAGGCCUCUGAAAGAAAUCAAUUGCAUAUUGAUCCUUGUGCUAUCUCCCAGCAGACUUCCCCAAGACAGAUGCACUCCUUGAUCAAGCUCAAUUCAAAUUGACCACUAAUAAUCGAUGCUUCAACAUGUGGUUUCCCAGGAGUCAGUUUAUGCACUGGUUCUGCAUUCUUCAGACUAAUUGUGAGCCCAGAGCUGUGAAUCCAAAUCUCACCAGCUGAUUUUCAUUUUUGUUUUAUGCAACAACAAUACGCUCAAGUUGUAUAACAUUUGGAGAGCUGACUGAAGCUUGUAACUAAAAUAGAUCACACAGUUUACCUUUACUUGAAUUCAUUUCACAGUCUACAUGAAGAUGCACAGUUGCAACUUCUAACAUAACCCUGUAAUAGAGUGCAAGUAGAACAGAGUCUAUUACAUGUCCUUAUUUCCCAAUGUUCCAAAUCGGUUGCACAACAUGUUGUCAAUACACCCUCUGCCACCUGUCCACCGUUCCAACCCCACCAUCAUGGAUUUGUGUCAGAACAAGCAAGGAACGUAGAACAUAAAACAGUACGUAGAACAUAAAACAGUACAUAGAACAUCGGCCCACAAUGUUGUUCCGACAUAGCUAAUCCCUUCUACCUGCAGGACUUGUCUGGAUGACUAUAUUUCCUCAUAGGCUUCCAAGCUGCUUGAAUGCUCCUAAUCAUUUGCCUGGCAUCAUCCAAAGAAGGAUGAUUUAUUAUCUGCACAAAAGCUAAUCUCGUUUUAGAUUUGCUUUCAUGUUUUCAGAGAGUUUUUUUUGUACAGUUUCACUACAGAUUUGAAUAAUUAAGAAAGUGGGAAUUUGAACAAAAUGUUAAUCACUGAUUUACACAGGGGCACACAGAAUUUCUGAGCCAACCUUUAUUCUGAUUAAUGUCCAAUAUUUCUUGGCAACCUUGUAAAGAACUUUUCACAAUUCAGUUGCUUUUCAUGGUCACCUCUUCCUUGCUGUGAGACAAGGUGUUAACUGGACAAAAGAUGAAUAAAAUGUUCUUAUUGAGAAACACCUUUAACAUGGCAAAUCUCGUGUGUUUGGGAAAGAACAUGUGACUUUAAAUCCAGUUGUGUUUCUGGGCUUUAAGUCUGUAUCUGUUGUUGACUAACUGAUAGAGAUUGAUAGUUGUGAUUAGUCAGCCAUGCCAUCAUUGGUGUAUCAUUUGACCAUCAAUGUGCAUCUUUGUUUUUUUCCCUCUGAUGAUUCCUACUUACCUGACGUGAUCUCACGGCCUUGCAAUCAAAUCCAUAGUUACUGUGCAAAUAGAAAAGUUGUAUCAGUAUUUCUUUUAGCCUUGCAUUCUCUUUACCAAUAGACACCUUCAAGGUGCUGCAUUCUGUUGGGUAAAACCUGUUCGAAAACUUUUCAUGUUUGAAUUAAUUUUAUUAAUGUUAUUUUCAUUUUUUUAAUCUUUGCUAAGCUGUGCGUCGCUGAGAAAAGACGGAAUGGAAAAGUGGGAGGAGUGGAGGGGUAUGUAGGGGUGGAGGCAGGUUUGUAGAGAAACCUUGUCCCUUUGUAAUUGGGGUGAAAGGUUUGGGCUUGUUCAUUCUGUUCAAAAUGACAAGAUAGUAUUUUUCAAUGAGCAACAAAUAAACUGCUGGAAGAACAGUUCAAGCAGUAUCUGUGGAGGCAAAGCAAUGAUCGAUGUUUCAGGUCAAGCCCCUGCAUCAGGACUGAUACAGGAUCUCGACCCAAACAUCAAUCAACCCUUUGCCUCCACAGAUGCUGCUUGACCCACUGUUUCUUCCACUAGUUUAUUUUUUCCUCCAGAUUCCAGCAUCUGCAGUCUCUUGUGUCUCCAGUAUUUUUCACUGCUGAUUCCUGGCUUUCACUGACACACUGAGAAAGUACACCAGCAACAUCUAGUGGCACAAAUGAAAACAGCAACAACAAACAUGUUACUUAAAGGCCAAUUGUAUUUCAAAGUACAUAAUAGUUGUUUUGCUCCAGUAAGCUAAAGCCUGGUCAGUGGAAUUUCUUUAGACAUGAAUUUAUUGAGUUUAAGAUAUUUUAAAGAAAAUUCAAACCUGCAGUGCUAAAGGGAUUAAUAGAAAUCUAACCAUGCAGGUGCAUUUGUGAGAUUUGUUUGUGUAUUUCCAUGCACUCUUUUGCAGAUAAUAAACUCAAAGCAAAGUUAGAAAAAUUAUAUUUACUUGCAGCUCAGUUGGCAUAUUAGUCAUCACAACUUGGUUUCUUCAGGAACUGAUAUCAUCACUGUACUGGCCUACAAUUCAAACACUGUUAAUUGGUGAAGAUUGAUUGAAACUAAUUGUCUUAAUGACUGUUGCAAUCCUUUGACGUUUUGUGGUUUUUCUGUCUAUUGUCAUAGCAACCAGUGCAUGUGCAUUAUUGAGCCACAAGAGUAAUUCAAUUGCUUGGCAUCUAAGAAAUAAAAAGCCCAUGUACUGUUUUCAUUUGAA
This is a messenger RNA of Pristis pectinata (smalltooth sawfish), 11337 nucleotides long. RefSeq names its product solute carrier family 29 member 4a (gene slc29a4a). Gene Ontology annotation, biological process: nucleoside transmembrane transport. Gene Ontology annotation, cellular component: plasma membrane. Gene Ontology annotation, molecular function: monoamine transmembrane transporter activity; nucleoside transmembrane transporter activity. Lineage: Eukaryota; Metazoa; Chordata; Chondrichthyes; Rhinopristiformes; Pristidae. Bases 527 to 2116 code for a protein of 529 amino acids. The record is from RefSeq and is a predicted model, not a curated record. The transcript is spliced from 12 exons.